This is a messenger RNA of Pyricularia grisea, 1248 nucleotides long. RefSeq lists its product as uncharacterized. The coding region runs from base 1 to 1248 and encodes 415 amino acids. Gene Ontology annotation, biological process: G protein-coupled receptor signaling pathway. Lineage: Eukaryota; Fungi; Ascomycota; Sordariomycetes; Magnaporthales; Pyriculariaceae. Gene Ontology annotation, cellular component: G protein-coupled receptor homodimeric complex; membrane. The transcript is spliced from 2 exons. Gene Ontology annotation, molecular function: pheromone binding; mating-type factor pheromone receptor activity. The record is from RefSeq and is a predicted model, not a curated record.
AUGGACCAAACACUAUCAGCAACCGGCACGGUCACUAGCCCACCUGGACCGUCCCUGACUGUCGACCCUCGCCUUCAGACCAUCACGAUACUCACACCCUCCCUGAUGGGGCAAGGAUUCGAAGAAGUGCAAACGACGCCGGCAGAGAUAUCCGACGUGUACUUCCUCGCCUUCAACACCGUCAUCGGCUACAGCACCCAGAUAGGAGCCUGCUUCAUCAUGCUCCUGGUGCUGCUGACCAUGACGGCCAAGGCUCGCUUUGCCCGCAUCCCCACCAUCAUCAACACGGCCGCGCUCGUCGUGUCGAUCAUCCGCUGCACACUCCUCGUCGUCUUCUUCACCUCGACCAUGAUGGAGUUCUACACCGUCUUCAGCAACGACUUUUCCUACGUCCACCCAAACGACGUCCGGCGUUCGGUGGCCGCUACCGUCUUUGCGCCCCUGCAGCUCGCCCUCGUCGAGGCCGCACUGAUCGUUCAGGCGUGGGCCAUGGUCGAGCUGUGGCCGCGCACUUGGAAGUUCAGCGGAAUCGCCUUCUCCCUGCUGCUGGCUACCGUCACCGUGGCUUUCAAGUGCGCAUCGGCCGCCAUCACGAUCAAGAGCACCCUGGAGCCGUUGGAUCCACGUCCGUAUCUGUGGAUCAGGCAGACCGAUCUGGCUUUUACUACGGCCAUGGUCACUUGGUUCUGCUUCUUGUUCAACAUCCGUCUCGUCCUGCACAUGUGGCAAAACAGAAGCAUCUUGCCGACGGUCAAGGGGCUGAGCCCGAUGGAGGUUCUGGUCAUGGCAAAUGGCUUGUUGAUGGUGUUUCCUGUCCUCUUCGCCGGCCUCUACUACGGCAACUUUGGCCAAUUCGAAUCCGCCUCUCUCACAAUCACCUCGGUCGUCCUCGUCCUCCCGCUCGGCACCCUCGUGGCCCAGCGCCUCGCCGUCAACAACACGGUGGCCGGCUCGACGGCCAACACGGACAUGGACGACAAGCUCGCCUUCCUGGGCAACGCCACGAACGUCACCUCCUCUGCGGGGGGCUUCGCCGGCAGCUCGUCCUCGGCCACCCGCUCCAGGCUGGCGUCUCCCAGACAGCAUUCCCAGCUCAGCACCAGCGUCUCGGCGGGCAAGCCGCGCGUCGACCCCAUCGACCUCGAGCUGCAGCGCAUUGACGACGACGAUGAUAGUUAUGACAGGUCCGGUAGCGCGGGUGGUGUGAGGGUCGAGAGGAGCAUUGAGAGGAGGGAGGAGAGGCUCUAA